Alligator sinensis (Chinese alligator) is the source of this 1212-nucleotide messenger RNA. It is a transcript of the gene CRYZ, whose product is annotated as crystallin zeta. Gene Ontology annotation, cellular component: cytosol. Lineage: Eukaryota; Metazoa; Chordata; Crocodylia; Alligatoridae. The record is from RefSeq and is a predicted model, not a curated record. Gene Ontology annotation, molecular function: zinc ion binding; NADPH binding; mRNA 3'-UTR binding. The transcript has 10 exons. Bases 188 to 1177 code for a protein of 329 amino acids.
GUGGGGGCGCCCCGUGGUCCAAGGUUCGGUUAGUCCGAGCCUGCGGCCCGCCAGCGUCUCACCUGUGGAGGAAUUUUUUCUGCCCUGGGGCUGCAAGUGAUAUCCCCGUUAGGGGUAUGAACGUGUGUCGGACUCCUGCGUACGAGACGUGUCAUACGGAGGCUUCUCACAAGGUAUUCAGAUCACUAUGGCAACUGCAAGAAACAUGAUGAGAGCUGUCAGAGUUUUUGAGUUUGGUGGACCUGAAGUGCUUAAGCUCCAGUCAGAUGUCUUGCUGCCUGUUCCAAAAGAAAACCAGGUUUUAAUCAAAGUCCAUGCAUGUGGAGUAAACCCUGUGGAGACAUACAUUCGUUCUGGUGCAUAUUCUAGAAAGCCAUCAUUGCCAUAUACGCCUGGCUCUGAUGUGGCUGGAGUAAUUGAAGCAGUUGGGGAACAUGUCACUUUAUUCAAGAAAGAUGACAGGGUUUUUACCAGAGGUACCAUCUCUGGUGGCUAUGCAGACUACGCAGUUGCUUCAACUGACACCGUCUUCCCUUUGUCAGAUAAACUGGACUUCAAGCAAGGUGCAGCCAUCGGGGUCCCAUAUUUCACUGCUUUCCAUGCUCUCUUUCAAAAAGGACGUGCCAAAGCUGGAGAAAGUGUGCUAGUCCAUGGAGCAAGUGGUGGAGUUGGAAUAGCAACAUGCCAGAUUGCCCGAGCUUAUGGCUUGAGAGUUUUGGGUACAGCUGGAACACCGGAAGGAAUGAACAUUGUUUUGAGAAAUGGAGCCCACAAAGUAUUCAAUCACAGAGAAGCUGAUUAUGUUGAUAAGAUUAAGGAAUUCAUUGGCAUGCAGGGAGUUGAUGUGAUAAUAGAAAUGCUAGCUAACGUCAAUCUUGCCACUGAUUUGCAUCUGCUGUCACAAGGAGGAAGGGUGAUGAUAGUGGGAAGUAGAGGUCCUAUUGAGAUCAAUCCAAGAGACACGAUGAGUAAAGAAUCCAGUGUUAUUGGGGUCGCCUUAUUUUCAGCAGCUAAGGAGGAGAUGCGUGAAUGUGCUGCAGCACUUCUUGCUGGCAUAGAAGCCAGCUGGCUGAGACCAGUCAUUGGCCCUGAGUAUCCAUUGGAGAAAGUGGCUAAGGCUCAUGAAAACCUCAUUCACAGCAGUGGUGCCUUGGGAAAGAUGGUGCUCCUAAUCUGAGAAGUUAUGUAAAAUAAAGUCUUUUCCCACUUAAA